Molecule: messenger RNA, 6676 nt
Organism: Gossypium raimondii (Peruvian cotton)
Lineage: Eukaryota; Viridiplantae; Streptophyta; Magnoliopsida; Malvales; Malvaceae
Product: mediator of RNA polymerase II transcription subunit 13
Exons: 22
Coding region: 345-6266 (1973 amino acids)
Biological process (GO): regulation of transcription by RNA polymerase II
Cellular component (GO): mediator complex
Molecular function (GO): transcription coregulator activity
Source: RefSeq, a predicted model, not a curated record
GUUCCAUCCUCGUCCCGGAUCUACAUAUUUCUGGUUAUUGUUAUAUAUACUAACCAGAAAAUUUCUGAUAUUGUUUUGUGUUGCGAAAUAAAUGAAUACAAAGUGAAGUAUUUUUUGGGUACUGAGGGUCUUCAAAACAGUUUCGGUUGAAACUUGACACAAAUAGCGGAACCCUAGAAAGCUUUAUUCCCUUGGCUCUUUAAUCUGCAAAAAAAGAAAAAAAAAAGAAAAAAAAAGAUGGCAGGUAAUUCGGGGGAAAAUCAAUUUCAAUUUUGGUCAAACUGAAGAAGAAGACGACGAACAGCGAGAAAGAGAGAGAGCUUAUUCGCAGUUAUUAUCAAGUCAUGUGGACGAAUGUUUUUAGAAUCGGAGGUCUCAGUCAAGUAUCAUGGUUCCAGUUUCACCCUGUUGAAUCUGAUUUAAGCUCCCUCCCAGACAAAAGGAUAAAAGUAGAGCAGAAAGAUGCUGCUACAUUGUUAGUUAUCUCGUCCCAUCUGCAGCUACAGAAGGAGGGAUUUCUUAGUGCAUGGACCAAUUCCUUUGUUGGACCCUGGGAUCCAUCUCAAGGUCUGCAUAAUCCAGAUGAGAAGAUUAAGCUGUGGCUUUUCAUCCCUGGACGUCAUGCAUCUGUUGUGGACUCUGCUCAAUCUGCAGUGUCCAGGUUAAGAGUUGUUGCUUCUGGACUCUGGUUGGCACCUGGUGACUCAGAAGAGGUUGCUGCUGCCCUUUCUCAGGCUUUAAGGAAUCGCAUAGAAAGGGCACUUUUGGGACUCUCCUACAUGAGAUUUGGUGAUGUAUUUUCAAGGUAUCAUCCUCCACAAAUUGAAGAAUCUAUCAGGAGAGCACAGCCUACAAUUGAGUUCAUCUUUGCUGCUACAGAAGAAUCUAUUUUUGUACAUGCUAUAAUAUCCUCAAAGCACAUCCGGACACUUUCAACUGGUGAUAUAGAAAAAGUAUUAGAGCAUUCUUCUAAUAAUACCAGUUACCUGCUUCCUGUGAUUAUUUCCCCACAUGGAAUGUGUGGAAAACUCACAGGAUGUUGUCCAAACGAUCUUGUCAAGCAAGUAUAUUUCAGCAACUCUGGCAAAAUUGGUCUACCACACCGUACUUCUCAAAGUUCUGUCUGUCAGUUGAGGGGCCAAAACUGCUAUGUUAAAGUUAGUCUUGGAUGCUCGAAAUCUAGAGGUGACAAGCCACUGAAUCCAAACCCUGAUUAUAUCAGGAAUUUACCCAAGCACCAGUCUACUGAAGCUUAUGCAAUGGGAAGAGUUGAUCAGAAGGGACCACUAGAUCUCUUAUCAGUACAUGAGAAGACAUUUAUUUAUCCACCUGAGGCUGUGCUUGUCCCUGUCUUGCAAACAUCCUUUGCUAGAUCCUCUCUGAGAAGAUUCUGGUUACAAAACUGGAUAGGACCUUCAUUGGCUGGUUCAUCCUUUUUUAGGCAUUGUUUUUGCAGUGAUGGCAAUUUAGAUAUCCUGGAAAAAUCUUGGGCUGAAUUCAGUGGAAUACACACACAGCAUUGCUAUAACAGCAGCAGCAAUAGUAAUAAUAGCAGCAUAAGUUCCUUAAGUAGUAGUUCCAGUGAUAGUGUGACAACUGGAGCUCGUGACCUGGAGGCAGAUGCAGAUUCAUCCUGUAGACAGUCUGGCUUAUCUUCUAAUGAUCAGAUGGAGACUGAUUGUCUCAAACUGGGCUCCAAACGGCCACGAAUUGGGAUGACAGAGUCAUAUGGUCAAGCAGGUACUGUUACAAAUGCUCCAACUGAAGAUGUGUAUAAGUCUAAUAUUAGGUCCAUGGAAGUUAACAGGGCAGUGAUUACAGGUGUCGGAAAUGACCAAAUUGGAUCUAAUUGGGAUUGGGAUGACGACGACAGGGGAAUUGUCAUGGAUAUCCAAUCUCUUCUCUCUGAGUUUGGAGACUUUGGGGACUUCUUUGAAAAUGAUGUACUGCCAUUUGGGGAGCCCCCAGGAACUGCAGAGUCAUCGGCUAUUAUGUUUGGUGCUUCAGAUUGCGGAGAUGUAGGAAGUAGUCCAGCUGGGGUGAUGGAUACUUCAGAUCAGAUGCUUUUGCCUGUUGGUCUUCCUUCCUUUGAUAGCUUUAAUCCACCUCUUCCACUUGUCACAGAGGAGUUUUUGAGCAAAAGUCAAGAGGUCACAAACAGUGCUGUGACAUCUGGUCCAUCAAAUCAAACUCCAGCUUCUUCCACUGGUGAGUUUGAUCAUUUAAUGAAAGCUGAAGCACUGAUGACGUUUGCAGUUGAAUAUGGAGCUGUAGAAACUCCUGCAAGUGAUUCAUCAUCAGUUUUUAGAAACCCUUAUCUCCCAAAGUCUCGUAAAGUGGAGAGUUCUAAUUCAAGCCAAAGUAAUUACAAAUAUGCUGCAACGCCUCCUUCUUUCCCUUGCUUUGGUGGAUUGGAUGAGAAGACUGGUAUGCCUAUGAAUCUGAAGGCCCACCCUGGAGGGCAUGAUUCAAACUCCAUGCUCCAACUGAAGAAAUAUUACACUCAUGUGGAAACUAGGGAAGAGAGAUAUGGCAGGAGGUUGCUCACACAUAAUGAUAGCAAUGCUACAAACGAGAUGUCAGGAACAUCUCAGUUUGGUAAUUUGUAUUCAAUCAAGUCAGAUAAGUCGGCAAGCAGGAAAAUGACACAAGGUGUAUUUGGUGGGGAGCGUAUCCUUCUAUCUAUGAAGACCGUGCUUGGAACUGAAGUGGAAUGUUCCAUGUUCCAAGCUUCCAUGUUAAGGAUGAGGCACAUACUUCUAUCUCCCACUAGCCCUGCAACUAUUAACUUGAGUAGGCCUACAGCAAGUUCUGUUUUAAACCAGCUUCCUGAUGAUCCUAGUACCAUGGCAGACAACCUAUCUAGCCGGUAUGAGGUGAAGAAAGAAUCUAUACCUUUCAAAAGUGCUGGUGAUAUUGAUGGAGUAAUGCUAGACGGACACCUUAAUGCACCUGUAGGUGUAUGGCGCACUGUUGGAGCUCCAAAAGUUUCAAAGCUUGCUACUUCAAGUAUUGAAGCUAGUCCAUCCUUAACCCAUAAUUUGUAUAAUGAGGAAAGUAUGCUCUCUUAUGGGCAAAGUCAACCACUUCAGGAACUUCUUGAUGGCAUUCCAUUACUAGUCCAGCAAGCUACUUCCUUUGUUGAUUUGGCUUUGGAUGCAGAUGGUGGUGACUGUCCUUACAGCUGGCUUGCAUUACAAGAGCAUUGGAGGCGAGGGUUUUGUUGUGGGCCUUCCAUGGUUCAUGCUGGUUGUGGGGGGACUUUGGCUUCUUGUCAUUCCCUGGAUAUUGCUGGUGUGGAGUUAGUAGAUCCACUUUCUGCUAAUAUUCAUGCUUCUUCCGUAAUCAGUUUGCUGCACUCUGACAUCAAAUCAGCCUUAAAAUCUGCAUUUGGCAGUUUGGAUGGUCCUUUGUCUGUCACUGACUGGUGCAGAGGUCGCGGUCAAUCAGGUGAUGUUGGAGCCUCUGCUGAUGGAUCAUCUACAGAGUCCAAUAUAAGUGAAUGCCGAGAUUCUUCAAGUACCGUAACUCUCUCUGUGGGAGAAGCAGUGAGUCCAUCCCAAACUUCUGUUGGCGGAUCAUCUUACCUUAAAGAUGGAGGUAAAGUUGAUGAGACCAGCCAAAGGAGAUUGAACCAAGAAACCUCUGGUUCUGAGUUAGAGCAACAACAAAGCAGCCGGCUAAGAUCAACUCUUUUUGUUCUCCCAUCGCCUGCCUUACUUGUUGGGUACCAGGAUGAUUGGCUUAAAACUUCAGGAAACUCUUUGCAGCUUUGGGAAAAGGCUCCUCUUGAGCCAUAUGCUCUACCAAAACCUAUAAAUUAUUCUGUGAUAUGCCCAGAUAUUGAUCCCCUUACUUCUGCUGCUGCUGAUUUUUUUCAACAACUAGGAAUCGUAUAUGAGACAUGCAAACUGGGAACUCACUCUCCUCAGAGUUUGGGAAACCAGAUGGAGAUUGAUUCGGGGAAAUGGUUUUCUUCUGGCUUUGUCCUACUUGAUUGCCCCCAAUCAAUGAAGAUAGAAAGUAGCAAUGCAUCUCUCCUGGGAUCAAUAAGUGAUUUUUUUCUCUCUCUGUCAAAUGGUUGGGACAUGACAUGCUAUCUCAAAUCUCUUUCUAAGGCUCUUAAAGCUUUGAAAAUUGGCCAAUUUUUGUUCACAAACCAAAAGGAAGGAAUAAGCAGCCCAUGCUUGGUAAUAUAUGUGGUGUGCCCCUUCCCCGAACCUACUGCAGUCCUAAAAACGGUCAUUGAAUCUUCUAUUGCUGUUGGAUCAAUUAUUCUGCCCUCAGAUAGGGAUAAGAGAUCACUACUGCACAGUCAGAUAGGGAAGGCAUUAAGCAGCUCAGCAGCUGCGGAUGAAGCAUCGGUAUCAAAUAUUCCUGUAGUUUCUGGGUUUAGUGUUCCAAAAGUGGUUGUUCAGAUUGUAACAGUGGAUGCCAUUUUUAGGGUUACAAGCCCACCUUUUAAUGAACUCAUCAUUCUUAAAGAGAUGGCUUUCACUGUAUACAACAAAGCUCGACGAAUUUCGCGAGGAUCCAUGAAUGAUCUAGCUCUUUCAUCAUCAUUAUCUAGAUCUCAUUCGGUCUUAACUCCUAUGACAUCUAUUCCAACAAUGUGGAAGGAUUCUGUUGGUUCUCGAAUCCCAGGGUCUUCUAUUCCUAGAGAGGGUGAAAUUGAUUCCAGCUUGAGGGGUGGUGCUUGGGAAAAUUCAUGGCAAACACGGACAGGAGGAUUAAGUUGCGACCCAAAUAGAAAUGGGGAUUUCUUCUAUCCUGACGAAGUUCGUUACAUGUUUGAGCCCCUUUUUAUUCUUGCAGAGUCUGGUUCUUUGGAGCAUGGAGUUUCUCCUACAGCUUUUGGUAAUUCAACCUCUGAAACUUCAAAGAUAGUCUCGGACGAAAGUGGUGGCGGCUUCAUGCAGGCUGCAAAUUCUGUAGGAAGUACUGAUCCUGGCUCAGGUUCUCAGCAUGUUGGGUUAGAGCCUGAUGGUCUUGAUUCUAGUAAUCAAAAGAUUCCGAGCUUACAUUGUUGCUAUGGAUGGACGGAAGAUUGGCGGUGGCUGGUAUGCAUCUGGACGGAUGCUAGGGGGGAAUUGCUUGACUGCAACAUAUUCCCUUUUGGUGGAAUUAGCAGUAGACAGGACACAAAAGGUCUACAGUGCCUGUUUGUACAAGUUUUGCAGCAGGGCUGUCACAUACUUCAGGCAUGCACUUCAUCCGAUACUGGUGUUGUCAAGCCCAGAGACUUCGUGAUCACACGUAUAGGAAGUUUCUAUGAGCUUGAAUACCUCGAGUGGCAGAAAGCUAUCUAUUCAGUCGGUGGAUCUGAGGUGAAGAAAUGGCCUCUUCAGUUGCGCAGAUCUGUUCCUGAUGGCAUGCCUGCUAACACAAAUGGAACUUCAUUGGAUCAGCAAGAGAUGAGUUUGAUUCAAGAGAGAACAUUGCCUUCCUCACCUAGUCCACUGUACAGUUCUCACACAAAGGCUAGCUUUAUGAAAGGUGGUUUAGGACAACCUGCCGCAAGAAAGCAGCUUUUGAGUGGACAAACAUUAGUUGACAACUCUAGGGGAUUGCUUCAGUGGGUGCAGAGUAUCAGUUUUGUUUCAGUUUCAGUUGACCAUUCUUUACAUCUAGUGUUGCAAGCAGAUUCACCAUCUUCUGGAACUCAUAGUGGUACUGGUCCGGGUCAAUCAAGCUACAUAGAAGGGUUCACUCCUGUCAAAUCUCUUGGUUCAACUUCUGCUUCAUACAUGUUGAUCCCAUCACCCAGCAUGCGGUUCCUACCUCCAACCCCUCUUCAUCUGCCAACAUGUCUAACUGCAGAAUCACCACCGCUUGCUCAUCUUCUUCAUAGCAAGGGCUUUGCGAUCCCUCUCUCAACUGGUUUCGUGGUUUCAAAGGCUGUACCUUCUAUGAGGAAAGACUACAGAAAUCACCCAAAAGAGGAAUGGCCUUCGGUUCUUUCCAUUAGUCUCAUUGAUUAUUAUGGAGGUAAUAAGGUCACCCAAGAUAAAGUAAUAAGAGGAACCGCAAAACAGGCAGGAAGGACUCCGAGCUCCGAAUCUAGAGAUUCCGAAAUUGAUAACCAUUUGAUUUUGGCAUCCAUUGCAGCAGAGCUUCAUGCUCUGUCAUGGAUGACAGUUAGUCCUGGAUUCUUAGAUCGCCGAACCGCCCUCCCGUUUCACACCGAUAUGGUUUUGAGACUCAGAAGAUUGCUUCAUUUUGCUGAGAAAGAACUCUCUGGGCAGCCUGAUAAAUCCCAAGUUUAAGAAGCAUCAACAACAACAAUGCUCCAUCAAUUUAUGUAAUACUUAAGUCUCUCUGUCCAUACCUCACUCACUGUAAAACUAAAAUUAUAUCAUGUUAGGUGUAUUAAUGUAUGUAUGUAUGUAUGACAUCAGCUCACAAAUUGGUCCCUUAGAAAAAGAGAAAAAAGUAGUGUGAUCCACAUCAGUUAUGGCAGUGUCUGCCAAUUAUAGAUUACGUAACUUAGGAUGAUUAUUAUUUCUGUCAUAUACACUUGUAACUGUUAGAAUCUAAUUUAGUUCUUUUUCUUUAGGUAAUUUGAGUUUGAAGUGAGUCUCAAGCACAAGCUUUGAACAUUGAACAACUUGGGCUUGAGCUCGAAAUCGAAUAUUCAAACCAAUUGACUUAAAAAGUAAAUGACCUUUCUUUGAAA